UUUGCAUUAAAUAUGUCUGUUGAACCAUAGCAAUAUCAAUAUGUUUUAAAUAAACUAGAAAUAUAAUAAAAAAACUGUUAUAUGGCUGUGUUAUUAAUAUGAGGUUUAAUCAAAAGGAAUUAGCGUUUAUCGCUCUCCAACCAGCUGAAACUUUUGAUCUUCAAGGUUUAUUGUGGUUGAAAGAAAGAGAUGGUUUUUUUUUGAAGCGAACUGAGUCAUAUACAGAAAGAUGGUGUAGAUUAAAAGGAAAUCUUUUAUUUUAUUGUAAAGGAAGUGAAAAGACCUCUGAACUUGCUGGUUUGUUGGUUUUAGAGAGAUGCAAUAUCAAUAAAGAUGUAAACUCUAGCAGGAAAUAUGCAUUUACUCUAGUGUUCGACAGACAAGACGAAGGACAGCAUUACCAUUUUGCGGCGAAUUCCGAAGCUGAGUAUAACGACUGGAAUAAACAUAUAAAAAAUGCAAGCUACGAAAAGCUCAAAGAAAAAUUACAAAAACUAUGUGAACAGAUUACCGAGAUGACUGGUGAGCACCCGUUACCGCAUAACCAUCCAUUUCGUGAUGAUAACGACAGCGAGCCUCCAAAACCACCAAAACCGCUUCACAAACCUCCGUUGCUGGAAAUAAGCAUGGCUUGCAAUGAUCUAAAACCAACUGUGGAGAAUAAAUAUCCAAAUGCAGUUAUAGUUGUUAGUACUAUGACCCCUCCUGGAGCAACUUGGUCCAGACUUGCACAGACUGAAAUAAUAGAGCAAAAACGUCACCCAUAUUUCUUGACGACUAUAAGCAUACCUUCUGGUGGAAAUUACAGUGAGGUAACAAGACUAAAACUUGCUGUCUUUGAUGUUCGCGACCGAGAUAAAGAAGAGAUGACUCAUUUGGGUCAGGCAGUUUGUACAAUCAAGGAUAUAUUGGAUUCCACGAAUCAGAAAAUUCAACUUUCUCUUACUGGCUUGGACUCUCCAACGGCCUCAGGGACAAUAACAUUAUUAGGCUGGAAGGUUGAAACUGUUCAAGAUACUUUGGCGGACACUGAUGGAACGUUCAGACCAAGAUGCGGCUCAAUAAACAAACCAAAAUUCGACAAUAUGUUACAAAGAUCAUUUAGAUUUCCUACAAUCUUGGGUACAGAGGUGAAGUUUGUGGAUAUGAUGGGCGAAAGCUUUCUGACGUUCAGAAUUCCUCAACAAUUACUGAAGGUUUUCAUAUCUGAAGAAAAGCAAAAGAUUUUAGACUUAAAUAAUCUUGGCGACUUAAACUCGGAUUGGGACAAUGUGCGUCAGGAAAUUCUCGACAACCAUUUUAAAUUAGUCAGUAAUUAUACUGCAUCAUUUCGUCAUCUGAAUAAUUUGAGAGAAAGGCAAGAUGUAGGGGUGUCAUCUUGGCGUAAUUUUAAACCAAGCAGCCUGAAGACGGACAAGACCUUGGCGUUUGUUACAACAAACUUACAUUUGCAAAGACUUAAAGUCAUAGAUGGGACGAAUGAACAAGGCUAUGAUGUGGUUACGUUUGGGGCUCCAUCGGCUCAUUCAAUGAAGUACAGUAAAGGAGGGUUGAGAAGACUUCUAGGAAACCUGAGAGAAGCUUAUUUUACGCAAAGUGGAGGUGACAACAGAGCAAACCGAGCUAAGAAUAAAAGAAUUGAACUGGAACUGUUGAAACAUGCAUUUAAGGAUAUAUGUAAAAAUUUUAAAAGCGCUUUAGCCAAUAACAACUUGGAGGAGGUCAUCGAACUCUCAACAAAGUUGCACGAAAAGGUGAACGAUCUUCUAAAAUACUAUGAAAUGACGUUUAUCAUCGAUUCUCUUGUUUCGUUGAGUACAUCCCGUCCAAUUCCAUCCACGGCUUCAACUUCUCGUGAAGAAUAUGGUGAGAAAUACACAUACAAAGGCCUAAAUGAUUUUCAACCUGAAUCGGAGGAUGCCGAUGACCCCGAAUGCCAGGUUCUGCGUAAUUCUAUUGAAGGUUCAGUGGCGCAGAUUCUAAAAAUGAUUAACGAGUUGAAUAAAGAAAGUCCGCUAAUUUUGAAUGACUUAGCAAAGAAAAGUUGGCGAACGAUAGGAGAGAAGACUUUGGAUUCCGUAGUAGAUGAUGUUUACUAUUUUGUUGACGCUCUUAUUAAGAAAUUAAAUUUGGGAAUGAUUUUCGUUCUACUUCAGGAAGAAUCGCGUCAUGCCCAGACUAUGCAAGACCUCCGUCAACGUCGCGAUAUUUGUCUUUCACAGGCAGUAACGGCACUUAUUUGUGGAUUUGAAGCUAAAAUUUACACAUCACUAUUUGACGCAAGUUUCAUGAAACAACUUUGUGAGAUUGGUGUUCUUGCUGAAUUUGAAUGUCUUCUUAGUACUUACGGUGAUGAAAUGGGAAUGUUAGAAGAUAUGUCCAUUGCAAUACGCGAUCUUUCUUGUGUCAAAUUUAAGUUUGCUUGCUCUGAUAACGAAACGAUUCCCUACGUCACUGGAACAAGGGCUAAUAUUCAUGUUACCAUACUCCUCGAAACAGAAUAUUUCUGUUAUUUACCCAAAGAAUUGCAAGAAGGAAAAUUAGUACAAGUUUCUCCAGUUAUUUUCACUCAAGGGAUCAACGAACAUGCGACUUUAGCUGAAAGGUUUGGAGACACCUCACUUCAAGAAGCAAUCAACGAUGAACAUUUCAGUUACAUACAUUUAUACUACGAAAAAUUCCGAGAACAUUUCCCUGAAGAAGCUAAUGCAAUGAGCCCAAGAGAACCAGCUCUUGAUGCUUUAAUGGAACAUCUUAGGACAAACAUUGCUGGCAAGAAAAGCAAGAAUGUCGACAUCCUCUUUCUGGCACAAGAGAUAUGCUGGCGAAUGAAUGGUAUUCGUUUUAUCAGCUGUAAAAGUGCCAAAGACCGAACUUCAAUGUCGAUCACUUUAGAACAGUGCUCGAUAUUAAAACGCAAGCACAAUCUUAAACCCGAAAUAUUCAAUCAUGCUAUCGAUGCUAUGCGAAGUGAAGGAACACGACGGGAGAAUUGUUUCAAAAACGCUGGUAUACGACGUUAUGCUUUCAAUUAUUGGCAAGUAAUGGCAUUGCCUCGCCUAUACCGACCCCCAGAUGGAACAUAUGGAAGAAACAUACAAGCUUGAAGCGAAUUCAUGCAACGUUAAAAACAUUUCAUAGCUGCAUAGUUAACCCAUUCCACCUUUAUUCGGGGCUGUCUUUUAUCAACCAUGAAAAAUUAUUCGAAUAACAAUGAAAUAAUUUGCACACAAAUGCAUGUCUACUAUAUUAUAAAUAAUUGUUUGAAAUCUUCAAAAUGUGAAUAAGUAUAAUACGCCGCAUCUUAAAAGUGAAAGGUGCAUUGUCAAAAUGGAAUGGUGCACUUGUGUUUGUGAAUUUCAGCAUUAAUAUUACCACAAACCAAGACAAUUCUCUAAAUUCGCGUUGAAGGCAAAACGCUGAAGUUACUCCUGGUUGAUAAAAACUGAUUGCAUGAAGAACUAAAGCUGUAAUCCGAUCAUUUCUAAGCCAUUUGAGCACAUUAUCCAUUGCUUGAAAGCGGUGCAGGAAAGAUUGUCCUAAAAUGAUCGUGUAUUUACAACUGAGCGAAUGUUGAUUCCUGAAAUACACCAAGAACUGAAUACAUAAAUGUGCAGGUUUAAUUUCCGCGUUUGCCUCAAAGGUGUAUAAAUUUUACAAUUUAAUAUUAAAAUUUAAUUAAAAUUAACUCUAUUUGAAUUGAAUGUAAGAGAAAUGAAUUGAAUUGAAUGUAAUCACGUGUAUGUAGAUAUAGUAAAUCGUAUUUAGUUUUUUCUCGAUGCUUGUGCCACUUGCUUUUGUUUGCCGUCAUAUUUAUAUAUAGCAUUAUAUAAGCUUCAAAAUAACAUACCAAACUAAAAUGUAGAAAAAAGUCUUUAAAACUUUUCGGGUCGAUCCUUUACAGCAGUCUUAUCCACAGAGAUUUAAUAGUCAAAUAUUUGAAUUUUAAUACAAUAAAUUAAACUAGUACUUAGUAUCGUAGCCAGAGUUUUGCCAUGCAGUACAGCAAAACCAUCAUCUUGUCAAGUCAUGAACAUCCAGCAUACUAUCUCAUCUUAAUACUACAGGUCAUUCCGGUAACUUUGACGAUUUGAAUCGAAUUAUAAUA
This is a messenger RNA of Dendronephthya gigantea, 4108 nucleotides long. RefSeq names its product type I inositol 3,4-bisphosphate 4-phosphatase-like. Gene Ontology annotation, cellular component: cytoplasm. Bases 99 to 3107 code for a protein of 1002 amino acids. The record is from RefSeq and is a predicted model, not a curated record. Gene Ontology annotation, molecular function: phosphatidylinositol-3,4-bisphosphate 4-phosphatase activity. Lineage: Eukaryota; Metazoa; Cnidaria; Anthozoa; Malacalcyonacea; Nephtheidae. The transcript is spliced from 35 exons.